Molecule: messenger RNA, 1228 nt
Organism: Aethina tumida (small hive beetle)
Lineage: Eukaryota; Metazoa; Arthropoda; Insecta; Coleoptera; Nitidulidae
Exons: 4
Coding region: 112-1167 (351 amino acids)
Cellular component (GO): chitin-based extracellular matrix
Molecular function (GO): structural constituent of chitin-based larval cuticle
Source: RefSeq, a predicted model, not a curated record
UAUGCCGUUGUAGAACUUUGUCUCCGGUGAUUUUUUCGUUGCGGGUAUUUUUUUAGUUGGUUUUUGGAAAGUUUUUGUUCCGCAUACUGAGGUUUUCUUCGGGGAAACAAGAUGAGGACGUGGGGCGCGUUGACUUAUUUAUUUUUUGUGGUGUUGUCUAUUUCUGAAGCGCAACUGCCGCCACGGUUGCAAAUUCCAGGCGCACUUCUAGUGUCUAGUGGUCCAUCACCUCAGAGACCACCUUCGGCAUUCAGACAAGCCCGCCUUCUAGAUCUGCCAACGAGUGGUCCCUCUCCACCCAGGUUGAGGCGCCCACCGCCUAACGCCGUACCUUUGCCCGUUGCUAAGGAAAUCCGUCCCGUAGUGGAGGAGCCUGAGGAACCGGUGCAUCAUGCUCAAAUAUCCAGUUUUGACGAUGAAGUCAAUAAACUUGGCAUUUCAGUAUUACAAUCAGCCGUCCGUGAAGCCGUUUCAGCUGAAGAAGAACCAGAACCAAACCCCGUACAAUUCAGACCUCAACGUCCCGUGCCCAUUCUUAGAGAGAACAUCAGGGACUCUGCUCCCGCACCACCACGUCCUGUCGCCCGACCGGCACCCGUUUUAAGAGCAGAGCAAGUCGCCAGGCCUGCCCCCGUAUUAAGAGCAGAACCGCAGCAAGUGUCCCGUGGACCUAUCUUCAGAGGUGAAGUUCCUCAGAGACAAGUUAAGCAACAACCUCUGCCAGAAUACAGAGAACCACCGCAACCAGUAAGACAACCAGUCCGUCAGCCGCAACGUACCGUAGAACAAUUCAGAGGCAAUCCCAGACCACGUCCAUCAGGUGACGAAGAUGAGGAAUACAACCGUCGUCGCAAACCGGUCGUCCAAAUUCUGCGCAAGUACCGCACCGACAACCCCGACGGCAGCAUCACUUGGGGUUUCGAGAAUGAAGACGGCACCUUCAAAGAGGAAACUCUGGGUGUCGACUGUGUCACGAGGGGCAAAUACGGUUACGUUGAUCCGGACGGAGUGAAGCGCGAGUACACGUACGAAACGGGUAUCAAGUGCGACGAACAGCCUCUGGAGGAAGAGGAGGAGGAACUGAGACCACAGCUGCAGCAAGCCAAGUUCGCGCCACAACCGAGGAAGCCUCAGCCACAAUUCAGGCCGCAGAUAGGACUGCAAUAACUCGUCUAGGUUAAGUUAUCUCGCUUGUAAAUUUAUUGUUAAUAAAUAUUAUUUAAGUUAA